AAAACGUCCACGGCUGAAACGAAUAUGGUGGGUGGAAACUUCAGAACCGCCUGGGGAGGACAAUGAAGAGGAUAUCGGAGAGGAUAAAGAUGAUAAUGAAGAGAGUGGAGAUGAGGAAGGAGGGGUUGCCCGCAGAACAAGACAAAGGGUGUCAUCAGAACACAGGUCCACAGAAAGGGGAAGGUCCCCCAAGUCCAGCUGUUCUUCACAUCAUCCGGAUGAGUUAUAUCCACAAGAAGAGACGGAUCAUUCUCUAAAUGUCAAAUGCGUGCUGCCUCAAGUCUUGUCACCUCAAAUGAAAGGGAUACCUCACGAAAAUGAACCAGCUCCCCAAAAGAUUGAUGAGGAUCUGCCUAAGCUUCAAGCAGGAGGACUUGGUGAAGAUAAAGAGACAGAAUCCUCCCCACAGUUAGAUAUUCAGCCUGCAACAGAAGUGAG
Lymnaea stagnalis (great pond snail) is the source of this 438-nucleotide messenger RNA. Lineage: Eukaryota; Metazoa; Mollusca; Gastropoda; Lymnaeidae. The record is from the annotation of a GenBank genome assembly.